AUGCUUGAAAUUCAGUUCUGGGAAGUGAUCUCUGAGGAACACGGUAUCAAACCUGAUGGAUCCUAUCAUGGUGACUCGGAGCUUCAGUUGGAGCGCAUUAACGUAUACUAUAACGAAGCCAGUGGUGGAAAGUAUGUGCCGAGAGCGAUUCUCGUAGAUUUGGAACCGGGAACAAUGGACUCAAUUCGGGGUGGUUCCUAUGGACAGUUGUUUCGUCCUGACAAUUUCGUAUUUGGUCAGAGUGGAGCGGGCAAUAACUGGGCGAAGGGACAUUACACAGAAGGUGCUGAAUUGGUGGAAAACGUAAUGGAUGUUUUACGUAAGGAAGCAGAAGGGUGCGAUUGUCUUCAGGGUUUUCAAUUGACACAUUCACUUGGUGGAGGUACUGGUGCGGGAAUGGGAACUCUUUUGAUAUCGAAGAUCAGAGAGGAAUAUCCAGAUAGAAUUAUGGGCUCAUUCUCAGUAGUUCCAUCACCUAAGGUAUCUGACGUUGUAUUAGAGCCGUACAAUGCAACGCUAUCAGUUCAUCAAUUAGUUGAAAAUACUGAUGAGACGUUUUGCAUUGAUAAUGAAGCAUUAUACGAUAUAUGCUUGAGGACACUGAAACUUAGCAGCCCGACUUAUGGAGAUCUCAAUCACUUAGUAUCGAUGACAAUGUCUGGAGUGACGACGUGCUUGCGUUUCCCAGGGCAGCUGAAUGCAGACUUGCGCAAGUUGGCAGUGAACAUGGUACCAUUUCCACGUCUUCACUUCUUCGUGCCUGGAUUUGCACCGCUUUCAGCUCGUGGAUCGGUUGCUUAUAGAGCAGUUAACGUUGCUGAAUUGACGCAUCAGAUGUUCGAUUCGAAGAACAUGAUGGCCGCAUGUGAUCCAAGACAUGGACGUUAUCUCACAGUGGCAGCCAUAUUCCGGGGUCGUUUAUCUAUGCGUGAUGUUGAUGAACAGAUAUUCCAAGUGCAGAAUAAGAACUCGUCGUAUUUCGUGGACUGGAUUCCAAACAACGUAAAAACAGCGGUUUGUGAUAUUCCACCUCGCGGACUUACAAUGAGUGCGACUUUUAUUGGUAACACAACAGCAAUUCAAGAACUAUUCAGACGCAUCUCGGAGCAGUUCACUGCGAUGUUCCGUCGAAAAGCAUUCCUGCAUUGGUAUACUGGCGAAGGAAUGGAUGAAAUGGAGUUCACAGAAGCAGAGAGUAAUAUGAACGAUCUGAUAAGUGAAUAUCAACAAUAUCAGGAUGCGACAGCAGAUGAUAAUGAGUUCGACGGUAAUGAAGAGGGAGAGGGCGAUUCAAACGAGAAGGAGUUCGAUGAUUAA
Molecule: messenger RNA, 1317 nt
Organism: Anisakis simplex (herring worm)
Lineage: Eukaryota; Metazoa; Nematoda; Chromadorea; Rhabditida; Anisakidae
Source: the annotation of a GenBank genome assembly